UAGUAAACAAAAGUUGCGGAAAGUUGAAACUCCUGAAGUUCAGCAAGAAAGCUAAAAAAGGGAACGUUUGGGGAAAGAACGUUGCAACCUGACGCCACAUUUUCUUCAUAUAUCAUCUCAAUAAAGUAAAGUAUGGCGACAGGCGUCCAACAUGACCUGAUGAAGCAGGCACAGUGCUUUUGGUCAAUGCUGGAUGAGCUUGCAGAGACCGAUGAAGAUGCAUACAGGAAGUUCAUGGCCACAAACCUCCAAAGAGGACAGCAAGAAUUGACACCGGCCAAGCCAUGGAUGUGCGUCAAGACCCGUAUCAUGGAAACUGUUUGCUUGUGCUGUGAGCCCAGUCUGACCAACAAUGGGAAAUCUUUGGAGUAGAUUCGCUCAAAGAGAAACAAACUUGGAUGAUGAGCACCCCCAAGAUCCAGACUACCCACAAAGAAGUGGAGCCAGCUUAGAAAGCAUUGGUACAAUCAGCGGUAGCCACAACCCUAUCAUUGUUGGUUCAAGUGUUAAUUUCCAUUCCAACGUGCCGUCGGAGGGACCAGAAAUCACCGGAUUCCAGGGGCCGGGUACAGCAGAUAACCUGCGGAAGGAACUGAAAUUGGAAAGCGAAAUCCGUGAUUGGUUGAAGCAAAUUGACGAAGGCAAUGUUCUUGCGAUGAAACCCUCGCUGAGAUUUUAUUCCAGUGGAUCCAUGCAGGCUGCUGGUCUCAUUCUGGAUCACAUACAAAAGAUGCAAGUUGAUAAAGAGGAACUGCAGAGAUUGGCUCUGUUACUGUUGUGUGACUCUGGUUCAGAAAAUUUGGCUACCAAACUAGUCAGACCAACUGUGGUAAACUGCAAGAGUAACGAAGACCUGAAAUCACUGAGCUACUACUUACAGCAUGUCACUCCGCCACUUGAAGGUGCACAUUUUCACAUGAAAGUAAGAAAGCAGGAGCUUACCCUUCUCAAGGGAAUUCUUCCGAGUGACAGCAUUGAGUCAGCUGGGCUGAUAUCAGUUAACUACGACUUGUCUGAGCAGGAGGGGGAGGAGCUUAGCCUCCUUGAGGAAACACUUGGUGUGGUGGAUGAACAGCGCCGUGCUCAAUUACACAUUGUGGUUCAAUUUGAGGCGAAGUCGUGGUUUGAUGUGGGGCGUGUAUCACACAGCUUUUUCCGCAUGCAGGAACAAAAAGUCAGGCUUGCUUUGGUUAUGAACCAACGAUCACCGGAUGAGGUUGUUGAUCUAUUGAAGGCACUGGAAGGAUGCAGGUUGGGUUGGCUCACACUGUAUCACACUGACCUGCAUGCACGGGUGCGAGAUGUUAGCCGCUUCUCGUCAUCCCUUACACUCUUGCAGCUCCCUACAUGCAGGUUGGGCGAUGAUGACGUGAAGGAUCUGAUCAGCAUCUUUCCUGCUGGGCAUGGUUUAGAAUGGCUUAACCUUGAUGGCAAUGCAUUCAGUUUGGAUGCAGUGAGGGCUCUCAUCGGUCAUCUCCAAGGUUUCCCAAAGUUAUGGCGGUUGGGACUUCAUAACAUCGGCCUCGAUGCUAAGCUCAUCAGACAAGUUGUCAGUCAAGACCUCCCUCACCUGAAGGAAACAACAGGGGGAGUUUUCCAAAAGUCUAAAUAAUCUCCCACCAAGUCAUAACUCUCACCAUGUUCCCUAUGAAUGCACCACGCUCACGAGCCCCAUUAAACCGAAACAAGUAGCAUGUAUCAUGGGUCAUUUUAUGUGAAAUCAAUGCUCUGCAACCCCCCCCCCCCCUAUAAAAGGAAUAAGUAAAAAAAACAACUAAAAAUCAAUAACAACAAAAACUUUAUUUUCAGAGGACAAUAAGGGGCUCGAUAAUGAAUAAAAAGUCAACAAAACAGUUUCAAUACAAAUAGACGUAUUCAGAAUCCUCUUACAUUAUGAAUACAAAUAUACCAAGCAUAGUUCUUCAUUCUACUGAACCUCCAUCCCCCCCC
Patiria miniata (bat star) is the source of this 1950-nucleotide messenger RNA. RefSeq lists its product as uncharacterized. The record is from RefSeq and is a predicted model, not a curated record. Bases 353 to 1612 code for a protein of 419 amino acids. Lineage: Eukaryota; Metazoa; Echinodermata; Asteroidea; Valvatida; Asterinidae. The transcript is spliced from 6 exons.